AUGGCGUCUAACGAGCCUGCCGAACCUAUUGCGAAGGGAAUAAUUCCCACCGCUCGUCAGUCCUUCAAAGAUUUGUUUAUUUGGAAACAGCGUGUCGAGGUGACGAAUGAGUAUGGAGAGACCCAUGCCGAGUGGCAUAAUCCAGAACCCAUCCAUAACCCUAUCAGCUUGAUGGCGCAGCUGUCUGCUCGAGACUGGGUCUUCUUCAUUGUUGGACUUUCAGCAUGGACAGCCGAUGCAUUUGAUUUCCAUGCACUUUCUAUUCAGACCAAAAAGCUCUCCGACUACUACGGUCGCUCCAAGACAGACAUCACAACGGCUAUUACGCUGACAUUGUUGCUGAGAAGUGUCGGGGCAGCUUUCUUCGGGUUUGCUGGAGAUAAAUAUGGUCGCAAAUGGCCCAUGGUGCUCAACAUGAUCGUGCUUGGCAUUCUUCAGAUUGCCACCAUCUACAGUCACACAUUCCAGCAGUUCCUGGCAGUCCGUAGUCUUUUCGGUCUGUUCAUGGGUGGCGUGUACGGAAAUGCUAUUGCUAUGGCUUUGGAGCAUUGCCCUGUCAAUGCUAGAGGUCUCAUGUCCGGCAUUCUCCAGCAAGGUUAUUCCCUGGGAUACGUGCUUGCGGCAUGUGCCAACCUUGGAGUCGGCGGUGCUACUGAUAGUUGGAAGACUGUUUUUUGGGCUGCUGCUGGGAUCUCCAUUGGUGUCGGAAUCAUCCGAAUUUUCUUCCCGGAGUCAAAGCAAUUCCUUGAGGCUAAAAAAGAAGGCAAAAGAAGCAUGAGUGCAGGCGAGUUUUGGAAGGAGACACAAGUUAUGCUGGCCAAGGAGUGGAAGAUGUGCAUUUAUUGCAUCAUACUCAUGACUUGGUUCAACUACUACUCCCAUACUUCGCAAGACUCCUACACCACUUUCAUGCUCACGCAAAAGCAACUCAACAAUUCCGGUGCUUCGAGGGCAUCAAUCCUGAUGAAGACUGGAGCCUGUGUCGGUGGAACAAUCAUCGGGUAUCUGUCACAAUUUGUUGGACGUCGUCGGGCCAUUGUUGUUUCAGCUCUCAUAUCUGCCAUCCUCAUUCCAGCGUGGAUUCUACCAACAGGGGAGCCUGCACUCAGCGCCACCGGCUUCUUUAUGCAAUUUUUCGUCCAAGGUGCAUGGGGUGUCAUUCCAAUCCACCUGAACGAGCUGUCUCCACCCGCCUUCCGUUCCUCGUUCCCCGGUAUCACAUAUCAGGUCGGGAAUAUGAUCAGCUCUCCGUCGGCUCAGAUUGUCAACGCCAUUGCCGAGUCUACCUGGGUCACAACCCCAUCUGGUAAGAAAGCGUCUGCCUACGGCCCUGUCAUGGGUGUUGCGACAGCCAUUAUUGCCAUCGGAAUUAUGGUCACCACUGCCUUUGGGCCUGAGAAGCGUGGUCGUCGGUUUGAACUUGUCGUUGCGGCUGUGGAGGAGCACCCCAAUGUCAAGACCGCGGACAUGGAAUUGGGAGAGGGUCACAAGGCGAUGGAUGAAAGGAUUGAAUUGGCAGAACAGAAGAAGUAG
Molecule: messenger RNA, 1533 nt
Organism: Penicillium daleae
Lineage: Eukaryota; Fungi; Ascomycota; Eurotiomycetes; Eurotiales; Aspergillaceae
Product: carboxylic acid transport protein
Exons: 4
Coding region: 1-1533 (510 amino acids)
Biological process (GO): carboxylic acid transport; transmembrane transport
Cellular component (GO): plasma membrane
Molecular function (GO): carboxylic acid transmembrane transporter activity
Source: RefSeq, a predicted model, not a curated record